This is a messenger RNA of Heteronotia binoei (common prickly gecko), 2429 nucleotides long. RefSeq names its product guanine deaminase (gene GDA). The coding region runs from base 213 to 1565 and encodes 450 amino acids. Gene Ontology annotation, biological process: guanine catabolic process. Lineage: Eukaryota; Metazoa; Chordata; Lepidosauria; Squamata; Gekkonidae. Gene Ontology annotation, cellular component: cytosol. Gene Ontology annotation, molecular function: guanine deaminase activity; zinc ion binding. The record is from RefSeq and is a predicted model, not a curated record. The transcript is spliced from 14 exons.
UGCCAGUGCUUGUAACCACACCCCAAAGGGGGGGAAGUCUUCGAGUGGGGGUGGAGAGAUGGUGACAGAUGCCGUGAGAGUUGCUUUUGGCACCGAAAGAGGAGGGACGCCGGCUCUUGGGAGCAACUGCAGGGAGGCCGGCAGCGAGAGCGGUGGCGAGCGCCCGCUGUAACCCUCCCGCCUUGCCCCGGCCAUCCUCUGAGGCGCGCGCGAUGGGCUCUCCUCAGGUUUCGGCACUGGCGCACCUCUUCAAAGGGAGCUUUGUACACUCCAGCAGCUCUUCGCCUAUGGACAUCGUGCAAGGCCACCUGUUGGGGGUCGAGGAAAGCGGGAAGAUUGCCUUUUUUGAACCAGUUGAAGAACAGGAGAAAUUGGCAAAGAAGUGGGGGUUCAAAAUAUCUGAAAUACGGGAGCUCAGUAACAAUGAAUUCUUCAUGCCUGGUUUGGUUGACACACACAUCCAUGCACCGCAGUACUCUUUUUCAGGGACACGAGUAGAUCUGCCUCUUUUGCAGUGGUUGAAGGCAUACACUUACCCAACAGAAACCAAAUACAAAGACAGUGAUUUUGCAGAAGAGGUGUACACUAGAGCUGUGAGACGAACUCUCAAGAAUGGGACAACUACAGCCUGCUACUUUGCAACAAUUCACACUGAUGCCUCUUUGCUUCUUGCUGAUAUUACAGAUAAAUUUGGACAAAGGGCAUUUGUGGGUAAAGUUUGCAUGGAUAUUAAUGAGAGUUGUCCAGAUUAUAAAGAAAUCACUUCAGAAUCUAUCAAGGAAACUGAAAGGUUUGUUAGAGGAAUUCUGGAGAAGAAAUAUGCAAGGGUGCACCCCAUAUUAACACCCCGCUUUGGACUAUCCUGUACAGAGAAGAUGCUUAGUAGCCUGGGUGACCUGGCAAAGGCUCAUGACAUUCAUGUGCAGAGUCACAUAAGUGAGACAGAGGAAGAAAUCAAGCUUGUAGAAAAAAUAUUUCCUACCUAUCAAAAUUAUACAGAGUUAUAUGAUAAAAAUAAACUUCUUACAAACAAGACGAUAUUGGCUCAUGGCUGCCAUCUUUCGGAUGAAGAGCUGAAACUUUUUACUCUUAGAGGAGCUGCCAUUGCACAUUGCCCCAAUUCCAACACAGCAUUGUGUAGUGGCUUUUUAAAUGUAAAAAAGGUUCUGAAGUACAAUGUGAAGCUUGGCCUUGGCACAGAUGUUGCUGGUGGCUAUUCAGCUUCCAUGUUUGAUGCUAUCAGAAAGGCACUUAUUGUAUCAAAUACCUUGAAAAUUAAUAAAGAGAAUGAAGAAGGCUUAACACUGAAGGAAGUUUUUCGACUAGCAACUCUUGGAGGAAGCCAAGCCCUAGGUCUAGAUGCUAUCAUUGGAAACUUCGAGGUUGGAAAAGAAUUUGAUGCGCUGCUUAUCAACACCAAAGCUUCAGAUAGUCCUUUUGACUUAUUUCCUUCUGAUACGUUUGAGGAUAUUAUCCAGAAAUUCCUGUAUCUGGGUGAUGACCGGAAUAUUGAGGAAGUCUAUGUGGCUGGCAAACUAGUGGUCCCAUUUUCAAGUUCAGUAUAAGAUUUCUGCAUAAUGUUCGGUGGUAACUUUGUAACUUGGAAGGAUUAGUUGAAAAUGCGGUGCCUUGUUGUGAUGCUGUGCUCACUUUGUUUAGUAUGGUUCUGAUUUGCACAAAUAUUGUGAAUUUCAUCAGAUAAAAAAUGUAUUGGUAUCCCACUAGUAUGAAGAGCCCCUUCUAUCUCCCCAGCUAGGGGGAUUUACCCCAGCUGAAAGUAUACCUGAAAAAUACCUAUUGGUAUAUUUGGUAUAUUUAUUGGUAUAUUCCAACAUUCCAAAGAUAUCCAGGAAUUUUCAGAUAAACACCAAAAAAAUCCUGACUGUAUUCAGAGUAGAUCCAAAAAACAGCUGAGAGGCUGGUGCAUAUUGCUUCUGCUUCUCCACUGUUUGUUGGGUUUUCAACUGCAGUCCCUUUAAAGUUUAAAAGGACUGCAGAAGCCAGUCCAAGGAUUACCUGAGUCAACAGGAAGCAGAGCAUUCCUGAAGCCUCAUUUAAACAGGGCUGCACAGAAAGCCAGCCCUAAGAUCAGCUGAACCAGUGGGAAGCAGAGCAUUCCCCAAGUGGUCCACUUUGGGCUGGCUUUUCAUACAGCCUUCUUUAAAUGGGGCUAUAUGGAAAGCCAGCCCAAAGAUCAGCUGGGCCCACAGGUAGACUGCUCCCUGCAGGUCAGCUGUUUGUCAGCUUUUUAAAAUGACUUUGCCACUAUCUCCCUCCCUUCUCAGGUCUAUUGGACAUGAAAAAAAAUGAAGAUCUUUUUUUAAAAAAACAAACAAACCCAGAUCCAAAUACAAUAUCAGUAAUAGGAUCCAGAAUUUUUCUGAAAUCCUGAAAUGUUUUCAGGUCCAAUCGAUCCAAAUUGAAAAAAA